Molecule: messenger RNA, 1408 nt
Organism: Chara braunii
Lineage: Eukaryota; Viridiplantae; Streptophyta; Charophyceae; Charales; Characeae
Source: the annotation of a GenBank genome assembly
CCGACGUAGCAGUUAUACUAGAGUUGAGUGGCUUCGAGAUCGUACCUAAUGGCUUCGGCUUAUCCAAUUGUGAACGGUGGCGCUAGACAGGGUUGUUACAAUUGUGGACAAGCUGGGCAUAUUGCACGUUACUGUCCGCAACCUGAUCGUCGUUUUAAUGGUCAGCAGGCAUCGACGAGUAUGGCGAUUGUGCCGGCGCCAGCUCCUCCUCCUCUGACCAUGCCUGGUCAAUCCGGCGUGGGGACGGUCACCCCGAGCUAUCCUCGGUACUCUCAUGGUGGUGGGGGUGGGUGGCUUGGUAGCAGAGUUAGUACUUUAGAAGAUAAGGUGGGGAAGAUCUUGACUAAGCAAGAGGCUGAAGAAGCCAAGGAGGCUGCGGCACGAGAGGAUGAACUCAGGAAGAAGCGACGGCAAGAAGAAGAAGAGCUGGUGAAUAAAAAAGGCGGUGACACAGACGAAGUCAAACGACUGAAGGCAGAAAUCGAAGACUUGAAGAAGAAACAGAGCGGCCCGAGCGCGUCCGGAGCAUCGAAAGGGUCUGACGAGGUUACGCAGCUUAAAAUGCAGGUGGCUGAACUGUUGAAGAUUCAUAAUCGCACCGAUACAUCGGCGGUUGGCAUGCCGACUGGAGAAUUGGAGGAGAUUUUGCGGCUCAAGAGAGAACAACUUGCUAUGAAGGAAGCAGCAGAUCGGCGUUUUUCUGCACUUGAAGACUUGGUCAAUACGCUGAAGAAACAGAAGGAGGAGGCUGAAGGCAAUCAAGAGUUGUGGAAGGUCGAGGCACUUCGACCCGGCAACAAGUGUGGCAGUGUCACUAUUGGAGCAACUCCUGCCCCAGCAUCAAGGGUCCGUGCUCGGGCCUCACCCGCUGAAACACCUUCGACUAGCAAGAGGGUAGAUGGGAUGUUGAAAGGGGUGGUGGAGCGUCAUCAGAUGGAGGUCGACAUGCUGAGAGAAGCUCGGUUAAAGGAAGUUAAUGCUCGUAUAGAAUCCGAACUUGAGGUGGAAAGAUUGAAAUCUGCCCUCGAAAAACUCGAGAUGGAGAAGAAGACGAAGACGAAUUUGAAGGCCCGGCUGGAUGAAGCGGCAGGAACAUCAACGAAGAAGAAGGAGGGUAAAUCGCAAGGUACACCGAUGAUCCUUGUUAGUGAGAAGCCAGGAAAGAGCUCCGCAAGAAGAACAAGGAAGAGAUUCGAGCUAUCUGUGCAAAGGAAGGAAUUGAGUACACGACGCUCGAACCCACUAAGGAAGAAAUUGUGCAGCUACGUGUUGCCAGAGCCUUCGAUGAAGAUGGCUGUCGAAAAGAACCAAGUCACUCUGUCUUGGAGGUGACAGAUGAAGGGGAAGACGUGGUCAGCAAAGACGACGGGCGUGACUCCGCUACGUCUAAGAGUCACGCCCAAACGCG